AUGACGACCGGUUGGACCACUCCUGAAGACCUGUGCAGAGCUGGUACUAUCCCCGCCACAGGAGACUUCCCUCCACCCGGAUCCCGGCGUAUGGUCCUACUUAUACCGUUCUCCAAUAACCACUUCCCGAUGUCGGAGGAUAAAAAUAAACUUCCAAUGUUAUCUUUAAAUCUGAUUGAUCUGAUUCGGUGGAACGAUCCUGUCUAG
Molecule: messenger RNA, 207 nt
Organism: Nezara viridula (southern green stink bug)
Lineage: Eukaryota; Metazoa; Arthropoda; Insecta; Hemiptera; Pentatomidae
Source: the annotation of a GenBank genome assembly